AUGUGUAGCAGGAUCGACGACGAGUCGGAGAAGGCCCCGAGCCCUAGUACGAGGACAGGGCUCCUAGAUAUCAGUGGCGCUGACGUUGAUGUCGAUGGGCCCUUCUGCGUUAUCGUUAUGGGUGUAUCAGGGACGGGAAAGUCGACGCUGGGGAGCGCGCUGGCCACCGCUCUUGGGGUGCCCUUCAUCGACGGAGACGACCUGCACCCCGAGUCGAACGUCACGAAGAUGGCUUCCGGGCAGCCGCUCAACGACGCGGACAGGGAGCCGUGGCUCGAGCUGAUCCGGACGCGCGCGGAGGAGAUCUGCAACGAGGAGAAGGAGCGCGCGGAGGAGCGCAUUCUGGAUGGGGAAACGAGUGCGAGUCCCGAGGGGUGCCAUAUGGGCGUAGUGAUCGUGUGCUCGUCGUUGAAGAAGUACUACCGCGAUAUUCUGCGCGGGGAGAAGAAGCCUGCGACGGAUACGAAUCGGAUCCCGGAGCAUCUGGAGCCGCCGCAUCCCGACGCGCUCCCGACGUAUUUUGCAUUCAUCAAGGGCGAUCGGGAGACGUUGAUGAAGAGGAUGCUGAAUCGGCAAGGGCACUUUAUGAAAGCGAAUAUGCUCGAUAGCCAGCUGAACACGUUGGAGAGCCCGGAAGGCGAAGGCGGGGUCAUUGUUGUAGAUGCAAGACAGACCACUGAACAGCAAGUGGAAACCAUACGGGCUGGACUGAGAAACGAGAGAAAGAAAGCAGACAGGGCUUGA
Molecule: messenger RNA, 744 nt
Organism: Pleurotus ostreatus (oyster mushroom)
Lineage: Eukaryota; Fungi; Basidiomycota; Agaricomycetes; Agaricales; Pleurotaceae
Exons: 2
Coding region: 1-744 (247 amino acids)
Cellular component (GO): cytoplasm
Molecular function (GO): gluconokinase activity
Source: RefSeq, a predicted model, not a curated record